CUUCAGGUGAGGCUGGUGGUGAUGAGGACCCGGAAGUAGCAGCCAGAUGGUGAAAGCGGGUGGUCCUCACAGUGUUUGGAAGGGAUUCCAUGUUUUCGUUGGCCCUGAAAUGCCUUAUCAGUUUAUCCACCAUCAUCCUGCUUGGUUUGAUCAUCGCCUAUCACACAAGGGAAGUACAGCUCUUUGUGAUCGACAAUGGUGCAGAUGACUGGCGGAUAGCCAUGACCUACGAGCGUAUCCUCUACAUCAGCCUGGAGAUGCUGGUGUGCGCCAUCCACCCCAUCCCUGGAGAGUACAAGUUCUUCUGGACUGCACGCCUGGCCUUCUCCUAUACCCCAUCUCGGGCAGAGGCCGACGUGGACAUUAUUCUGUCCAUCCCCAUGUUCCUGCGCCUGUACCUGAUCGCCCGAGUCAUGCUGCUCCAUAGCAAACUCUUCACUGAUGCCUCCUCCCGCAGCAUCGGGGCCCUCAACAAGAUCAACUUCAACACCCGAUUCGUCAUGAAGACUCUCAUGACCAUCUGCCCCGGCACGGUGCUGCUGGUGUUCAGCAUAUCUCUGUGGAUCAUCGCUGCCUGGACUGUGCGAGUCUGUGAAAGGUACCAUGACCAGCAGGAUGUAACUAGUAACUUUCUGGGUGCCAUGUGGCUCAUCUCCAUCACGUUCCUUUCCAUUGGCUAUGGGGACAUGGUGCCCCACACAUACUGUGGGAAAGGUGUCUGUCUUCUCACCGGCAUCAUGGGUGCAGGUUGCACUGCCCUUGUGGUAGCUGUGGUUGCCCGAAAGCUCGAACUCACCAAAGCAGAGAAGCAUGUGCACAACUUCAUGAUGGACACUCAGCUCACCAAACGGAUCAAGAAUGCCGCCGCCAAUGUCCUCCGGGAAACGUGGCUAAUCUAUAAACACACAAAGCUGCUAAAGAAGAUUGACCAUGCCAAAGUCAGGAAACACCAGAGAAAGUUCCUCCAAGCUAUCCACCAACUGCGGGGUGUCAAGAUGGAACAAAGGAAGCUGAGUGACCAAGCCAACACCCUGGUGGACCUUUCCAAGAUGCAGAACGUCAUGUAUGACUUAAUCACGGAGCUCAACGAUCGGAGUGAAGAUCUAGAAAAGCAGAUUGGCAGCUUGGAGUCCAAGCUGGAGCACCUCACAGCCAGCUUCAAUUCCCUGCCCCUGCUCAUCGCAGAUACCCUGCGCCAGCAGCAACAGCAGCUGCUCACUGCCUUCGUGGAGGCCCGGGGCAUCAGUGUGGCCGUGGGAACUAGCCACGCCCCUCCCUCUGACAGCCCUAUCGGGAUCAGCUCCACCUCUUUCCCAACCCCAUACACAAGUUCAAGCAGUUGCUAAAUAAAACUCCCCACUCCAGAAGCAUUACCCAUAGGUCUUAAGAUGCAAAUCAACUCUCUCCUGGUCGCUUUGCUGUCAAGGAAGUUUCAGACCAGGGAACAGAACGAAGAGAGAUGGAACCGAUGAGCUGACUCAUGUUCUUUCAGCGUGCUUUGUUCGAUAUGCCUUGAAACCAGAAAUCUAAUCUCUGUUUAGGUGCCUCUACUUGGGAGCUGGAAGACAAGGUGACGGGAAGCAACGCCUCUGUCAGGGCCCUUGCUGCAGAGUUGGCGGAGAACAGAAAUCCCUGCUCAAUCUCAGGUUUUCACAGGGAGGUGGGGAGGGGCAGCCACUCUGAAGCAGCUGAGAGGGAAGCCAGCCAAAGUGGGGUGUGCUGAGCAAGGGUGGUAUUAGGUUUGGGGGAUGGGUUCCUGGCUGCCUUGGGACCUCAGCUCACCUGUCCUGUCCUUUUGUCUAAGGAAGCCUCUGGGUGGUUAAAAAAAUAAAAAAUAAAAGAGAGCCGCCCAGAACUUUCCAAAACGGACAUACCCAAAUUAGACUUGGGGAGGGUGGUGACGUAGACAAAUAAAAAGCCAGAUUUUCCAUCCAAUAAUACUAUCCAUCAUAUACACACACAGAUGUUCAAUUCAGGUCCUUUUCUGUUUGAGUUGAGCCCAAAUGAAAGGGACCUGGUACCUCACCUUGCACACAGUAAUUCUGCAUUGAGAUGAUGCGUGGGGUGUGUUUAGUUGAGGACUAUAGCAGGUAUUGGCCACAUUUUGAGCUUCACUGAAGAUGCAGAUCCCAUCACAGUGUCCUGAGCAUGCAUGUGGCCUGAUUUAAAUGUAUGCCAACCCCACACUGGAGAGAUAGGCGUCCUUCUCAAGACAACAGCUUUUGAAGAGGUUUCGUCCAGCCAAAUAAGCUGUGUGCGAUGGAGCCCAUGUUCCCAGGUGUCUGUGUGUGGGAUAGGAGGAGACGAACGUGCCCAGCGCCACCAUAGUGAAUGCAACUAUUGUCUGGGGCUUUGCUGAAGCAUCUUCAGCCAGCAGCAGAUUCCAGCCAGAGAUGUAGGAGUGUGGAAGGAUCAGUGCCUAACACUGCUAGGUUGGAAGGAGAAAGGUAGAGAGUGGCUCCUGUGGUCCCUUCUACCUUACCUGACAUCAUCUCAAAAUGAAACACUGUGAGAACACAAGAAGCCCUAGGGACAUGCGUGUAAAGUGAGAGGACACGUUUGUUGGAAGCUUGUUCCUAUUGCGCCACAUUCAUCUUAGGGCACUGAAUCCAAGAGACUCCAGAAACAAGCAGAUCCGGGACAGGGAUGGCCACUUGCUUUUAUCCCCAUUGCUCUGUGAUCUGACCGUACACAAAGCUGUGGUGGGAAAGCUAUUGAGUUUUAUCACUUCUCCCAUCCGGUGGUCUUCGAUUUCUGCUUAUAAGAAAUUAUACGUGGAAUAUUUCAUCCACCUUUUGGUAGGACAAAAGGAUGUUAUCUGUGUACAGUUGCGGUCUUGAGAGUAGCCCCGUGUCAGGCUAUCCCUGGAGGCAUCGUCUUACUAUGUUCAUUUUUCUUGUGCAAUGUUGGGGCUGGUCCUCUCAGGAUGGGGAGUUGCUGGACAGUGAGGCGGGCAACCGUGGCGUGGAAGACAUGCCUUGGAUUUUUUUGUUUGUUUGUUGCUAAGCCUCUUGUUUGUCUUUCUGUCUUGCUGCUGCUGUCUUGUGUCUUAUGUCCGCAGUGCUGGAGACCAGACUUGCGGCUUCAAGUUAAACAAGUGCUGUUCCACUCAGCCACACCCCAGCCUGCUGCUAUUGUCUUAAUGGCCUAUCUUCUUAAUGGUCUGUCUUGAUCGCCCCCUCAAGCAUUUUCAUUAGCUGUUUUGCACACCAGAGAGGCCACAUUUGUCGUUAGCAUUUAAUUCUUUUUACUUGUUCUUUUAAUUAUUAAUUAUCGGAAAGAUUAUUUUUAUCCUGAGAAUGGUAUUCCUGUUUUCAGUUUAACCAUACCUACAGACAGAUAUACACACAGAUGAAAUAGCCAUUGUAUCUUCUUUGUAGCAUUGGUUGCAUUUCACAGAAGGAAGGCUGCUGAUGGACCCACUUCCUAGUCACACCUUGCUCUCUGUCACACCUUGCUGUGAUCCUGUGCUGUGUGGCCAUAAGCAUGACACAUCUAGGAUUUAGUUCCCAUUUCCACACAAAUGACAUGCAAGAUCCCACUGCUUCUCCUGCUGUGUAUCCAUCUUGGUCUAGUCAUAGUCUACAAUCUGUUUUUUUUGUUGAUAUUCUUGCUAAGUAAACCCUGAAGGCCAAGCUAGCAAUGCUAGUUAAGAGGAUGGCUAGAGCUGUUUCAGGAGGGCACCACUAGCAUUAGAGAGAGACGUGGGCAUUUGUAGGGUGGCCUGGCCCAUUGGUAUUGCAAUAGGUCUGUGUGGUCUUAUCUCUAGGAAAAGAAUAUACCUCGGAGACCGUGACAGGAUUAGAAAGUUGGCUCUGUGAUGGCAAAUGAGCUGCUGCGUCUCUGUCCUGAUAUUGCAGCUUCAUGAGGGAAGUCAUAAUUCUCUUGCAAAUAUAAUCGACCCUUGAUGACCUAGGCAAUGAGGACCCGGGUUACCUCACCCAGACGUAUCCCUGAAUCUUUUAGAUGAUUCCACAUCACCUAAGCAUCCCAGUUGAGUGGGGAAGGAGGCUCGUGGAUUCUAAGGGUAUGUGGUAGUGGUAAAGGUCUGAGUCUCAAGAGUGGGCUGCAAUUUAAAACUAUGAAUUACUGUAAUUUUGCCCUAGCCCUGAACUGGUCCAAUUCCACUCACUCCUAGGAGGCUGACCAAUGGCAGAGGCCUUCCUAGCAUCUCUCCAGGAAUGUAGUAGCAGACAGAAGCACUCCAAUAUUUCCCCAAAUAUCUGGACACUUGAAUUAAAAAUAUAGAGCCACCCUGUCAUUGCUUAAGCCAUAUAAUUGCUUCAUGUACUGUGAAGUCAGGGAUGUACUGUGAUACUCCAAGACCACUGAGCUCAGUGGGAUUUCAGGACAUAGCAUCAGUUGGUAAUUUACACCCAACUCAUUCUUCCUUAGAUUGACAUCCAAAUAAGAAUCUGCACCUUUGGCUCAAAGGUCACAUGUGUGGUCAUCAUCAAUAAAUCAUUAUGAAGUGUCUGUGAGCCAUUCUUACCACCUCCAUAGUGUAUAACUCCAUGACAUCAUGUCUCAAGAUAUGACCCAAGUGAACGAGAGGGGCUAUAGCCAUGCAUCACCAGUGACUGUGACCCCAACAGGGUCCUGUGCUGAAAUAACAACCUUGUAAAUUAGAAGAUGUAGAAACUGUAUGUGAAAUCUAGCCCUCAAACAGCCACAGCACUGACAAAUAAUGAUUUCAAUGUAUCUGGGGAGUUUCCCCUUCCAAAGAAGUCAUGGAAAGAAGAAAACUAGUGAUACAAAAAUCAGAAUAGGUAAAACUCUGAGACUGGAGCCAAAUCCCACCAAUAUGUCUGUUUGUGUAUAUUUAAAAGGGAAGAUGAAUUAAUAUUAAGUUCAAAGUAUUCAGUAGAAGACAAAAUGAGAUCCCUAUCGCUAGCGCAGCAGCCUUGACUGACUAGCUAACCCACACUUAGAUGUUACAUUUGAAUCUAGUGAUAGUUACCAAAAAGUAAUUAUUGCACAUUGGAAAGGUAGUGAUUUGCAGGGAGAAAAAUGGGGUUUGUGCAGAGUUCAGGAAGCCCCCCUCCUCCAGAGAAUGACAAACAAUGUAUUCCAAAUAGAGAGUCAGUGUUCCAUCUUAAAACAGACACCCUGGCUACUGUUAGAGAAACCCGGCUGAGACACUGUGACACUAGCAGCAGGUUGUGACUUUCUAAACUACUGCUUUUAAAUGCUUCAUCCAGUCACUCCACUUCCCCCAAAGCUACUAGAAGCAGAUGAAGGAUCCAUUAGUGGUCAUUCUGCUGUCCCUGUUGACUUCUUGGUCUUUGGCUUCAGUCCCUUAGAUGGCUGUCUGGAGGCUUCCUGGCAGACACGAACAGUUCAUUCUCUCCCCUGUAGCUAGCUGGUUUGUUCAUGCCUUGGGCAGUAUCCCUUCCUUCUCCAUUACUGCCAAAGCAAACAUCUGGGGAGUGGGAUUAAAGCUAGCCCUAAGACGGGGGCAACGGAGGGUGGUGCUAGUGUCUGCCUGUGGUAACAGGAAGCUCGUAUAGUCAGGCUACGUGAAUAGUAAGCUCCUGCCAGCCAAGGAAUAUGUAGACUUGUGUUGAACUAGACCACAGCUUAUGAACACAUGUUCUGUGCAGUGGUCUAUAGGCAGCCACAGAGGGGGAUGUAACUGUGACCUUUUUGUCUUACGCCAUUACUGGAAAUGCCCACACAUGAACUGGAGUUCCCUCGGAACAACAUUGUCAAAUCUUCAACAGACGACCUCCGAACCAGGUGCCAGGAGCCUUGCACAGCUGUUUACACACUGAGACAUGUAUUCUGGAAGCUGAGAGAAACCUCGGGCCUGGACUGACAAGAGACCUUGUGACCAAUCAAGCUGGUGGAGGAAAAGCACAAAAUUCAAUACCAACCUCUAGUUAAGAUCCCAAAGAUAUGCUGACAUUUCUGGCAAAAAUAAUAAUAAUAAUAAAUAAUAAUAAAUAAAUAGGACAAAUUAAAAAAAUGAAUCUGAUUGGAACAGCCGACAUCCAGCUUCCCAGAGGGAGGACGGGGCUAAGUGACAUUCUCCAGCUGUGUCACUUCUCGGAUCCCAACCAGAGCUGACCCACCUUCAUCAUAUAUGGUGUUUAAUGGCGCAACAGAGUGAUCGAUUUAGUCCCAGAUUCUCCAUUCUGUUCUGGCCACAAGAUAACAACAAACGCGAGUGAUAGGAUGUUGAUGGAGGAACCAUUUUCAUAGCAAACUCAGAAAUGGAGGUGUUUAUAUUCCUAACCAGAUGGGCUUCAGUAUGAAUUUGCAUCUUGCCUCUGUACUGCUUGCUAUUUUUUAAAUGAUAGGAGAAAGCAUAACAGUUUAUUUUAAAUAUGAAAUAUAUUGCUAUAUUAUAAAAUAUAUUGUAACUUUCGAUUAACAUUUUGUAUUGAGCUAGUCUUUAGCAGGCUGGGUGACAGCCUGCUUUCUUUCCUAACAACUGUUUCUGGGUACACAUCACUGUUAGCAGUUGCCUGACCCCCAAACCCAGGGUCCUGGUUCCACAGCAGGCCAGACGGCCAUAUUCUCAUUCUCCAAGACUGAACAGUAGAGACAAAAAUAGCCAUGAGAUAAGCAUAGAAGAAUAAUUCCACCCUAAAUUCUACCAAGCCAUUCCAGAAGCGAUUUGUGAAGCCAUCACUCCUUAAGUAGCCGUCAACAGUUUAGUAAAAGCGUAGACUCUUUUUAUCUAAAUGCAAAGGGACCAUUCUGUACGUUUUUUGCCUCAGGCAGAGCCAACCAGCUUUCCUCUGGCAACAUCAGAAUUGGGCAUUAAAAAAAAAAAAAAAAAAAAAAAAAAGAGUCUUGUUUACUCUGCCUCAAAAUACUAAAAUUUCUGAGCAUUGAGUUUCUCUAUAUACGAGGACAACCAAGAUUAGAAUUCUCUCCAGGCAGGGCCCAGUGAGAACUGAGGUGCAGGUGUGCCUCUCUGAGUUGACAAUCUCUUGAAGGAGGAUGUGGUUCAGGAAGGGGAAAAUCAAGGUUUCCACAGUUUGUCCUUGGUGCUGGAGGAGGAGGCAGGACGUGCACAGCAAGACUCAGUAAAGAGCCAGCUUCCUCAUUUCCUAUUCACUGUAGCUAGGGGGAGACGGUUCUGAAUAUCACAUUUCCUCUUAUGGCAAAAAUGAGCAGCCCAUGAAACCCACUCACUCCUUUUCGAUACAGUACCUUAGAUAUACGUGCAGAACUACAGAGUUCCUUCCUUUGAAUUGCCAGGGUCCUAUUCUAUAUUAAAAUAGAUGAAGGAUGUCUUCCCUAAAUCUGCACAUCUCCCGAUGAGGACCUUGCUUGAUGGCAUCACUUCUGCACAACACAGGACAGGUGCAGACCAAGGAGCAUCAAGGGAGAGUUACCUGCCUGCCUCUUCCCUUUGUAAACUCUGGAAAUGCACACAGGUCCACAGAUCAUGCAAGACUGUAGGUGCUACCCUGGGAAAGAGACUAGAAGUCUCUAAGGUUCCCUGAACUUCAGCCGUAGCACCUGUUAGUCAUGCCUAAUGACAGACAAGUUUCUAAACAUCCAGUUUCAAUCAGCUGGAGUAGCCAGGGCUGUCUGUGUGAGCAAGUCACGUUUGUUUCUCUCGGCAUCCGCAUUACUCUUCAGUUAUGUGCUAGACUGAGCACCAUUAAAGCCAUCAGAACCCCAGGGCACCUGUUUUUAACACAUUACUUACUCGCUGGGUAAUGGAAAUGAGCUAACUCUCAAUUUGGUAAUUGACUGAGAGAUAUUGAUUUGUUUCUUUAUACAUCUCCUGCUCAAAAUGGAGCUCUUUUGGCUUUUACUUCUAGUGAUCUAUAGACUGGCUAAGAUGUUUACAUGUAUAAGAGAACACAUCCUUUCCCAUCAAAGAUGUAACUGAUCCACAAUCAAGGAAACUAACCCAAAUUCUAGUUUUGGUGGAAACAAGCUCUGGACAAUAAUUCAUGUGCGUAGCCACAUGCUAAUCCUUGGUACUCCAGGUGAGACCAAAGACCGGUGGCAUUCACGUCUCCCACAAACCUGUCAGAAACAGGCUCCCCGUGCCAGGCCCACUCAGUCACAAUUAGCAUUUUACCCAGAGCUCCUGGUGAUCUGUAUACAACCAACGCUGAGAAGUGCUGGCCUCACUGUACUGCAAUGGUAACCAAUAAUUCAGCUAUUUCUUUCUCAGAUCUCAGUUACCAAACUGUUUGAUGAUAGACAGCUCUUAUAUGAUUGUAAGGAUAAAGAUGGGUUUAAUGUGAUUGUGAGUAUAAAGAUGGGUGUUAUCUUAAAAUUCCAUUUGAUAUUGCACAGUUUAAAUGACAUACAUGAACUGUAAUGUCAAUUGGAGGUGGCUUUUCUCUAGUCUGAUGUGAAAAACCACUCAAGUGACAGCUUUGAGCCACCUCAAAGCCCCCUUUUAGACUAUGAUCAUGGGCCUUCAGCGUAUAAGGUGGAGCCAUGGACGAGCCCUGGAUAGAAGGCUCCCUCCCAAGUCUCUCCUCCGCAUACUGCAGAAAUGGGAUGUUCCUGGUUCCCUGUCCCUCCAUGAGGAAGCCAGCAUCUCUCAGUGAGGACUCUCCUUAGACAUUCAGACACAUUCCUAAUCUCCUGAGGCUUCUCCUAUUUGUCACAGCAAGCAGGGCAAGGAGAGAUGUGAAUUCUGAUAUUGGCACCCUAAAUUGAUAUGUACCCAGAAACAGUUAUGUUCUAAAUUAAUGGCUUUAACCUGUUCAUUGUAAAAAGUGCCUUGGACUUCAAUCUAAAGAGGUCAGUAUAAAUAUGUAUGUGUGUGUGUGAUGUGUAUGUAGGCAAAUAUUUACAUAUUUAUACAUACACAGGUGCAUACACAUAUACCUGCACAUUCAUAUAUAAUAUAUACAUAUAUAUAUAAAUGCUUCAUAAUAUAUCAUAUUGCUAUUCACAGCUUCUUAUUUUGUUUGGUCCUAUGUUUAUUUGUUUAGUGAGAUCUUUACAUAGAAAGGUUCUAUUUAGGACAUGGAUGUAUUUUUUGUUUGUUUUUUACUUUUUAUUAAAAAGGUAAAGGAUAUUAA
Molecule: messenger RNA, 9011 nt
Organism: Mus pahari (shrew mouse)
Lineage: Eukaryota; Metazoa; Chordata; Mammalia; Rodentia; Muridae
Gene: Kcnn3
Product: potassium calcium-activated channel subfamily N member 3
Exons: 8
Coding region: 90-1346 (418 amino acids)
Biological process (GO): potassium ion transmembrane transport
Cellular component (GO): neuron projection; neuronal cell body; plasma membrane
Molecular function (GO): calmodulin binding; small conductance calcium-activated potassium channel activity
Source: RefSeq, a predicted model, not a curated record